AUGAGUUGCUGCAAAUUCGCUGGCUCACCACAGAUUCGGCGCAUGCUGGUAGCAAGCAGCUCGUCAGAUACGUCAAAACAUUGGUCUCCGUACAUAUCGAGUCCAAAGUGCCAACUGCUCAACAACUCAGUAAGGGUCAUCGUUGUCCUGCACAGAAUGUCCGGCCGAUUUACUGGUGAAACCUUUGCAACAACGAAUGACGAGGAAGGAGUCAAGUGUUGCGAGACCGCAUUGCCGUCGCCAUAG
Plasmopara halstedii is the source of this 246-nucleotide messenger RNA. RefSeq lists its product as uncharacterized. The transcript has 5 exons. The record is from RefSeq and is a predicted model, not a curated record. NCBI's taxonomy places the organism in Eukaryota, Oomycota, Peronosporomycetes, Peronosporales, Peronosporaceae. The coding region runs from base 1 to 246 and encodes 81 amino acids.